Messenger RNA from Cooperia oncophora, 277 nucleotides. NCBI's taxonomy places the organism in Eukaryota, Metazoa, Nematoda, Chromadorea, Rhabditida, Trichostrongylidae. The record is from the annotation of a GenBank genome assembly.
AUGGCUUCAUCAAUGACAACACUAGAUCUCACUUCAUGUGUCAAUAUCACUGACGGGUCGCUGCUCGGUCUGCUGCACAAUCUCAGAUGUUUGUAUCUGGGUAACAAUCGCGAACUCACUGAUGAUUCCGUGCUGGCCAUAUGUACGGGCUGUCCGCGGCUUCAACGGUUAUCGCUUGACAACUGUGCCAUGCUCACAGUGGAAUCACUCCUUGGUUUAGGACUACUGUACGAGUUGAAAUGGCUGUGCCUUGCCGGUGUAAGCGGAGUCGACGAUC